Messenger RNA from Hymenoscyphus albidus, 3091 nucleotides. NCBI's taxonomy places the organism in Eukaryota, Fungi, Ascomycota, Leotiomycetes, Helotiales, Helotiaceae. The record is from the annotation of a GenBank genome assembly.
GGUCAGGAUUCAGCCGCUCGUCUGCUCAUACACAUACACAUACACAAAUACACAUACAGAUACAGACUGCAUAUGUAUCAUGAAUGCCAAACUCCUAUAUCAGCGCACAUAAAACAACGUCAGAACCAACGUGCUCGGGCGAACUCCUUCCAAGCCCUCCCAGACAAGAAGACAAGGCAGGCCAAACGUUGCGAAACCGACGACACUUUCCGUAGAAAUUCCGGUCAUACAAAAAAGGCAAGAUGCGUUGAACAAUAACAAGUACGACCGAAGGCAUACGUUCGAGGCACAAGUUUAGGGAAGAAUCGGGCACAGAAAGGCAGAGGGAGUUGGAUCGCGAACGCCCCGAUUUUGGAAACCAAACCCUAGGCAGCAUGGAGAACCACCAGCCAACCGUCGAUGAGCCAUUCUUUUCGGUGUCAACAACAGUACCAGCACUAGCACCAGCGAAGGUGGUGAACCCAGGCUUCAUCCCGCUGGUCACCGUGGUUGGAUUUCACCAUGCGAGGUAGGCCAAUCCGGCUGCUGCGUUGGCAGACACAACGAGACAAGGGAGCUGACUAGAAGCACAAUGUAGAGGUCCAGAGGUAGAAACUUGGUUUGGCGUAGACGAGGGUGUUGAUCCCGCACUCGACAAUGACUGGUCUCUAUUACCCUUUAUGGCAUUGAGUGAUGGAGCGCAUGCGUGAGCCCCUCUUCCCUGCCUCUGGCUCUGCACUUCAAGAAGAUAUCUAAUAUCUGGUCAAUGAUGCAGCUCCUCCGAAGAUUUCUCCUACUUCACCCUCCUCAAACCGGCUAAAGAUAAUGCCCCAGCAACUUCCCUUUUCGGCAUAUCAUGUACAAGGCAAUUGGACGCUUCUAUGCUCAUAAAUCGCCCAGCAGAUGUGACGAGAUCCACGGUCCAGAAAGCAGUCGUGGUAAUAGCUGACUCGCCUCAAUUUUUCGGUAUGCUGCGAGAAAGAAUGUCGGUAGUAACCACCGCCUGGUUUGCACAGAGAGAAUUCACGGAUACGGAGAUCUUGAAGCGAUUCCAAGAAAGUCUGCAGGAGGAGAAAGAGAGAGGUGUGGGCUUAGCUGAGGAAGAUCGUGAAGAAUAUCUGGGAAUGAGUCUGAGAGUGUUAGUAAAGGAGUUCAAAUGGCAGACUUUAGUGCUCUUCAAGUGCUGUUUGUUGCAACCAAAGGUAUCUUUUGGAAUUGAUGAUGCAGUGUGAAUUGGCGCUAACUUGAUAGAUGCUCUUCUUUGGAUCCAGAUGUGAGAAAUUAUGCAUGAUGCAAUUCUCCCUAAUAUCAUUGAUACCAGGUCUCAUUCGAAAUCUUCAGGAUUGUGCGGAUCCAGAACUAGAAAACUAUGAGAAGCAGUUGGUUAAGCCAGCAAGUUUGAAGACGAGCGACCGAAGUUCAUUGUUAUCUUAUAUGGGAUUGCCGCUUCAGAUUUUUGGGAAAGUAAGAAAAAUACCUCCACACGCCUACGAGUUCCGCACUAAUCAGUUUCUUAGGGAAGUCUCUAUGGUCCCUAUACCCCCUUGCAACAACUGGAUAUACUGGCGGAUUAUGGUACCAAAUCUUAUAUUGUUGGAUCCACCAAUUCCCUCCUUUUACAACAAAAAGAUCGUUAUAGCGAUAUUCUUAUCAACCUGGACGAAAUGACGAUAAACGUCACUUCUAGCUCUCUUCGAGCGGCUCUCACUUUAUCUGCUGCCGAUCGUCGAUGGAUGGACUUUCUUACACAGUCUGUGAACGAAACUUGGGAUGAAAAUAAUCCUGGUCGACCCAAGACUAUGGGAUACGUUGGAUCCGAAGAAUUCAUACGAUUGCAGUUUGAAGAAUAUCUUCUCUCUCUCAUAUCGUCCGUUAAAUGCCACAAUUAUCUCAAACACCAUGCUCAUAAUCCAAGGGCGAUGCUUCCUCAUGUCGAGGGCGAUCCCGCUCUUGACUUCGGUUCCGAUUGGAUAGAAGCGUGGUCAAGAAGUGAGAAUUAUAGGAUAUGGGAGAGGAACACCGACUCGCACCUCUUCGAUAUUGUGGAACCCAAACAUCCUUGUGCAGGUGGUCUUACAAUUGAUGAUGUUCAGCGCCGAAUUGCCGAACAGGUCAAAGAAUUCCACCUCGACGAAAGAUUUGCUGUUGGUAAGGAGCUUCUCGGGAAGAAUUUAGCUGCAGGAAAGGAAAAGGCCAGCACAGUAUUCAACAAGCUUUAUGCGGACAUGGAGGCAUUAAAAGAGAGUCAGCGAAGAAAGCAAGAAGAAGCAAGACUUCAAGCAGAGAAAAAUGGUGCUUCUGUGCCAAGUCCAGCACCAGAUCUAAAUGGCGCCAAACAGACUGUACAGAGCGUUGGAAGCAAGGCCGGCGCGUACAUCGGUAGCUGGGGAACAUGGAUGGGCGAGAAGAGGAAAAGCGGCUGGGGUGCGAAAGCCGCUCCAACCCCACCAAACAACUCCAAAGAAAACUUUCCAUCUCCGCCACGAAAUGAGAAAUCUACCGAAUUUUCGACGCCAAUAGCAAAAUCAGACGACAGACCGAAGACCUCAGAGAGUUACCAUGAAAGCAUAUUCGAUGCAGAAGAAUCCAUCGACAAUGUCCAUGAAGCCAAACCAUCGGUAAAGUCACCCCACAGAAACUCCAAGUUUCAUGAGGAAAUGGAUGGCUUUGCAAUGCCAGUUCCUGAGAAAGUAUCAGCGGAAGCGAAUUCCGCUAUUGGGUCCAGCCCAGAACCAUCGCCGAAGGAGCAAGCGCCAAAAAUCGCGCGGAAGAUGGUCCCACUACCGAUUGAAUCUGAAGAAUCAAAAGCAUGGGGAGAGGAACUGCCAACGAAAAUGAAUGCAUCUGAGAGAAACAGCGCUGUAGCAGAAGCAAUUGAAAAUGCAACAGCAACUCCUAUCUCACCAUAGAUUUGGUAGGUAUACGAAUUUAAUGAAGUCAUUCUGGGUCGCGGAAAGGUAGCAUCGAAUGCAUUUGGGAAGAUCAAUUGCUCGGGUUGGCGUUUGGCGUUGGCGGGUGUAGAUAAGGGUACAUACGAUCUGUUAUGAAAAUACGACAAAUAUAAACCUGCUUUGAAAAGUUGUUUGUAACCGUUGAAAAAACGAAAGACUGC